Dentiscutata heterogama is the source of this 247-nucleotide messenger RNA. The record is from the annotation of a GenBank genome assembly. Lineage: Eukaryota; Fungi; Glomeromycota; Glomeromycetes; Diversisporales; Gigasporaceae.
CAAAAAUACUGAUCAUUCUUAUAACUUUAAUCCUGAGGGUGAGAUUAGACUGGUCUUUGCUUUAGCUAAGAUGGGAUACGUUCUCAAAAGCAGUCGAAUUAAAUCGUGUUUAUUGGGUUAUCGAUUUGUUCCUCUGGAUGGAAGUAGAUUAACCUUUGUUCUAGUGAAGGAUGAAAGUAGACUAGCCUUUGCUUUGAAUAAGGUGGGAUACGUUCUCGAAAUAGUCAAACUAGAUUAUAUUCAUCGG